Messenger RNA from Phragmites australis (common reed), 1512 nucleotides. RefSeq lists its product as uncharacterized. Lineage: Eukaryota; Viridiplantae; Streptophyta; Magnoliopsida; Poales; Poaceae. The coding region runs from base 1 to 1479 and encodes 492 amino acids. The transcript is spliced from 13 exons. The record is from RefSeq and is a predicted model, not a curated record.
AUGGAAAAGGGGCAGGAGAUAGCAGCAUCUGCCGCUGAGAAAGGUCCAGAGCAGCACGCCAUUGACGUCGGCCGUGGCGAGAAUAGCGAAGGCAAUGGCGAGGACGUCGAGGCGGUUGGGAAGGAGAGGGUAGCAGUGGCUGAGGAGGUGCAGAAGAAGAGCAGGAGAGUGGCAGCUCUUGAUGCCUUCCGAGGGCUGACCAUUGUGCUUAUGAUACUGGUGGACGAUGCCGGUGGGGCUUAUGAGCGGAUUGACCAUUCACCGUGGAACGGGUGCACUUUGGCAGACUUCGUCAUGCCGUUCUUCCUCUUCAUCGUCGGUGUUGCCAUCGCCUUUGCAUUGAAGAGAGUUCAGAAAAUUGGCGCCGCUGUGAAGAAGAUUGUCCUCAGAACACUGAAAAUGCUCUUCUGGGGUCUGCUUCUCCAAGGAGGAUAUUCUCACGCUCCGGAUGACCUCUCUUACGGAGUGGACAUGAAGCAGAUCAGAUGGUGUGGCAUCCUACAGAGAAUAGCGUUGGUGUACUUCAUGGUUGCUCUGAUAGAGGCAUUCACCAGAAAGGUACGGCCUACCACGGUGCGGUCUGGUCCUUAUGCUAUUUUCGACGCGUACCGGUGGCAAUGGUUAGGUGGUCUCAUCGCGUUUGUCAUAUACAUGGUCACAACAUUCUCACUAUAUGUCCCGGAUUGGAGCUUUGUUUACCAAAACGAUGGCGAUGUUAAUGACGGCAAGCAAUUUACGGUACAAUGUGGUGUGAGGAGCCACCUGGACCAGGCUUGCAAUGCAGUUGGAUAUGUUGAUAGGCAGGUUUGGGGGAUUAAUCAUCUCUAUAUGCAACCGGUUUGGAUCCGAUCAAAGGAUUGCACUUUUAGCUCACCGAACACAGGUCCUCUGCGAACAGAUGCACCAGCAUGGUGCCUUGCACCUUUCGAACCAGAAGGCUUGUUAAGUUCAAUAUCAUCGAUUCUAUCAGGGACAAUCGGAAUUCAUUAUGGCCAUGUUCUAAUCCAUUUCAAGACUCACAAGGAGAGACUGAAACACUGGCUUCUGUUGGGCUUUUCGCUCCUUGUGCUCGGCAUUCUCUUACACUUCACAAAGGCCAUUCCAAUCAACAAGCAACUCUACAGCUUCAGCUAUGUCUGCUUCACUGCUGGCGCGGCAGGAAUCAUUCUUUCAGCUUUCUACAUACUGAUUGAUAUCUGGGGCCUAAGGACACCAUUCUUGUUCCUGGAGUGGAUUGGUAUGAAUGCCAUGCUUGUGUUUGUCCUAGGAGCACAGGGAAUACUGGCUGCAUUUGUGAAUGGAUGGUACUAUGAGUCACCAGAUGAUACUCUUGUGCACUGGAUCGUGAAGCAUGUGUUUGUCAAUGUCUGGCAUUCUCAAAGGCUGGGAACUCUGCUGUAUGUACUAUUUGGAGAGAUUGUGUUCUGGGGUGUUGCGGCUGGUAUCUUGCACAAAUUAGGGAUUUAUUGGAAAUUAUGAGGGUUUUUAGAUGAUAAAUUUUGAACAAUCUAG